Messenger RNA from Beta vulgaris subsp. vulgaris (sugar beet), 780 nucleotides. RefSeq lists its product as uncharacterized. Lineage: Eukaryota; Viridiplantae; Streptophyta; Magnoliopsida; Caryophyllales; Amaranthaceae. Bases 1 to 780 code for a protein of 259 amino acids. The transcript is spliced from 2 exons. The record is from RefSeq and is a predicted model, not a curated record.
AUGCAAAUAAAAACUCUAGACCUUGAGCAUACUUGUGGUCAUGUUGAUGCAAAUAGUAAAGUGUCAUCUGAGUGGUUGGCAGAGAAGUAUAUAAAUUACUUCAGAGAUGACCAAGGUGAAAGGCUAAAAAAAUUCAUACAUAAGGUGUUCACUGACACAGGGGUGACAAUUGGGUACCAUAGAGCUUGGUUUGCAAGGGUUAGGGCUAAGCUAAGCAUAUAUGGUGAUGCAUCUGAUCAGUACAAAAGGGUGUAUGAUUAUGCUAGUGCAAUCCUGAAAUACAACCCAGGAUCAUCAGCCCUUGUAUCAGUGACUGGAGCACAAAAUCCACCUCCAACAUUUCAGAGAAUGUAUGUGUGCAUGGAGGCUUGUAAGGUAGGAUUUACAGAGGGUUGCAGACCUCUUAUUGGUAUUGAUGGAUGUCAUCUCAAGGGAGCAUACCCUGGCAUGAUAUUGGCAGCAGUGGCUAAGGAUGGCAAUAACAACAUAUUCCCAGUGGCAUGGGCUGUUGUUGAGGUUGAAGAUAAGCAAAGUUGGAGAUGGUUCUUGGAGCUUUUGAUUAAUGACAUAGGAUUCCACAAUGGAGAGGGCUUGACUGUUAUGUCUGACAGACAAAAGGGAUUAAUUGAUGCUGUUGAAACAGUUUGCCCAAAAGCUGAGGUCAGAUUUUGUGUAAGACACAUUUGGGCAAACUUCAAGCUUCAAUUUUUGGUACAGCAUUCAAAGAGUCAUUUUGGAGAGCAGCUAGGACAAGUUCAAGGGUUAGUCUUUAUGUGUUAA